CUUUAAAGCAUCCAGAGGAAGUGAUCAACCAGAGGCCAGCAUGUCCGACAACAACUCCCACCACCGUGGGCUUCACGACCAGCCGCUCAGCGGAAGUUAGCAUGUGAGAGAGCUCGCGAGGCGUCCUCGGGGCCGUUCGGCUUUUUCCGCCUUCAGGUUCGACCCGAUGGACGUCGAUGGACUGGACUGACUCCCGCUUCUGCCGGACUGAGCGAAAGAAACCUCUGCGUGUUCGAGCGUCCCGCUCCGACCACAGGAGCGUCCGGGUGUGUGUUGGAUGUGCGUGCGCGCGUGGAGGUGUGCGUCGCGCCCGCAGGAGCGGCGGUGGAGGUGACCGCGGGAGGCGAAGUUGAGCGCCGUGAUUUUUUUUUUUCUCUCCUUUUUAAAAAAAAAAUAUUAUUCCUGAUUGAGUUAUGUUGUCAUGCCACGACAAGGGGCAGGUGGAUUAACGUCUCCCCGAUGAGAAGUAAUCCUCCGCGCAGAGGCUCCGUGAUCGUGACGGCGAUGAUGUCGAGUAAGAGCGUGGAGUGGCUGCAGGACGAGCUGGAGUCCGGGGCCGGCUCGCUGCUGCUGCUGGACUGCAGACCCCACGAGCUGUUCGAGUCCUCGCACAUCGAGUCCGCCAUCAACCUGGCCAUCCCGGGCCUCAUGCUGCGGAGGCUGAAGAAGGGCAACCUCCCCAUCCGCUCCAUCAUCCCCAACAACGAGGACAAGGAGAAAUUCGUCAAGAGGUGCAAGACGGACGUGGUGCUCCUGUACGACGAGGCGGCGUCGGAGCGGCAGGAGUCCGGGCUGGGGAGCUCCGUGAUGGGGCUGCUCCUGCAGAAGCUCCGGGACGACGGCUGCAAGGCGUUCUACCUGGAAGGAGGUUUCAGUAAGUUCCAGUCAGAGUAUCCUGAUCACUGCGAGACCAAUCUGGACUGCUCGUGUCCCAGCAGCUCCCCGCCAGCCUCCGUCCUCGGCCUGGGAGGGCUCCGCAUCAGCUCCGAUUGCUCGGAUGGGGAGUCUGACCGCGAGCCGGGCAGCGCCACCGAGUCAGAGGGCAGCCCGCUCCCCAACAACCAGCCAGCGUUCCCCGUCCAAAUCCUGCCGUACCUUUACCUGGGCUGUGCCAAAGACUCUGCGAACCUGGACGUGCUCAGCAAGUACAACAUCAAGUACAUCCUCAACGUGACGCCCAACCUGCCCAACAUGUUUGAGCACGAGGGAGACUUCAAGUACAAACAGAUCCCCAUCUCUGAUCACUGGAGCCAGAACCUUUCACAGUUUUUCCCUGAGGCCAUUUCAUUUAUAGACGAGGCCCGAUCCAAAAAGUGUGGCAUCCUGGUCCACUGUCUGGCAGGAAUCAGUCGUUCCGUCACGGUCACCGUGGCCUACCUGAUGCAGAAGCUCAACCUGUCGCUCAACGACGCCUACGACUUCGUCAAGCGGAAAAAGUCCAACAUUUCUCCGAACUUUAACUUCAUGGGCCAGCUCCUGGACUUUGAGCGGACGCUGGGCCUCAACAGCCCCUGCGACAACCACACGACGUCCCCGCAGCACGACCAGCUCUUCUUCACCACCCCGACCAAUCACAACGUGUUUCAGCUGGACACGCUGGAGUCCACUUGAAAAGAACACUCGAAAACUGUAACCACCUCCUUCUUUCAAAAGGCGGGAGCGGGAGUGGGGUCAAGGUGGUGUAGUUACCAUGGCAACAAGUGGCUGCGCUGGAGGAGAGCAGCCGGUUUUAUUGAAUGUUUCAGCCUCCUGAAGCUCCUUGUCUGAGAGCCUGGCCACGGAGCGCCACUGAAGUGACCGGAGGGGUCGUGAAAGCCACGUUUAGGGAGACGUAGGGGGGUUCUCUUUUACCCCAGAGGAGGAGAACAGUGGUUAAUAAUCGAGUCGCCCUCAGCGAUGAAGGAAAUCGAGGAUUAAAAGCCCUGAUCAGCUUUGUUUCGUAACAAAGAACUUGGGCGACUUCCUAUAGAUGACUGAGAAACUGAACGGACAGCUUCGUGCAAAGAUAGGAGCACGGAGAAUCGGCAGCAGAGUUCGAUUUACCAGACGGCAGCAUUCUCCCCGAGCUCAUUUGUGUUAGAUGGAGAAUCUGGGAGGUACUAAUCAGAAACUUUACUCUGAACGUAGGGUUUUUAAAAACCAAGGAACACACACACACACCUAAAGUAUGUAUGUUUGUACUGUAUGUGUGUUAACGUACAUAGAACAUGUAUGAGUUCUUAACAGAUUGUGUAUGUCUAUAUGCAUUUUUGUAUAUUUUUAUGUACAUUUACGCACAGAUUGAUACCUUAUAUAAAUAUAUACUCUUUUUAUCUUUGUCCAAAAACGAAGUAAUUCAGUUUUAGAAUUGUUUAGGAGAUUGUAAAACUAAAAAAGAAGAAAAGGGAAUGGUUGUUUUUGUUUAGUUUAUAUAUAUAUUUUUUAUGACUUGAUGCAGUUUGCACAGCGGUGUAGCCAUGUAUUUGCUGGCACUUGAAGCCAGAUCUGGAAUGCAGGCAGAUAAAGAGACAUUCAGUGAGAACGAGCGGACAGAGGAGAGGCCAGUCCCAGGCUGCGACGAGUCCCGACAGCUGCACGGUGCCGUGGGGAGGGAGCAAGAACUGGGCUAACUGUAGGCCCGGGUUAAAACAGGCAGGGAAGCAACUUUAACCCAAACUGUACUUCCUUUAGUAUUACACCAAAGCCGUAGUCAUGCAAGUUCUGCGAAACUGGUUUCUGUCCGCUUUAGACGAAUCAUCCAGAGGCCGGGUAAGAUGACGGAGCAUUGCUCUUUCUGGGCGUCGUAUCUUGGAAGCACUCUGCCUCCUUUUAGAGCCAACAUUUGCCAAAUGGGGAAACGGGACAGCAGGCUGUGGGUGAUAGCUGGUGGGAUUCUGCGCUUGUGGACUGGGACCGGCCUCAUCCGCAGACUGCACGACUUCGAUAGCUUCAUGUCCCUUAACAGCAUUAUGGAAGAGGAGGUUCUUAGUCUGGAUCACACAUUUCAUCAAAGAAACUCAAGCCUGGGUUGAGUCACCCUGAAGCCUUGGCUUUAUUAAAUAGAUAGUAAAAAAAGAGGACUUUAUAAUUUAUAUGACAUAAUAUAAAAAUGACUUUUUGUAUACCUGAGCAUGCUGUGGUGCUGUAGGUUCUCUAAGACAUAACCAUGUUUACCAUGUAAGAAGACAAACAAUAAGGUCUGUUUUGUUUAUUUUUAUUUAUCUGCUGUUGCUGCUGAUCAUAUCAGCGCACAUUAUGUGGUCGAGACAUUUUAUGAGGCAACGUCCACAUCUGCAGCACUCAAAGAAAAAAGUGUUUAAAUUCAGCACGUCUUCAGCUUUUUAUUAACGAGCAGCAAUACUCUUAAUUGGACAUGAGGUGACAUCUGUUGGUGCUUUGGGCUUCAUAAUUAAAACUUGAAUAAAAAAAAAAACAUACUUUAUGUGAUUCAGUUUAAGGUCAGAUCUUAACGGCUAAACCUCCUGAAAAGUCCCAACAGAGCUGCUGCUUCUGCUUCAGGUUUCAUGCUCCCACCGUCACGCCGCUGAGCUUUUCGUGCCGGUGCUGGUAAUCAGCAGGUGGAAACGUUUCCCGUUAGCAGUUCCACAAUUAGAUAUUUAUAAAGAAAUAUUUUGUGUGAUCCAGAAACUCUUUUUGUAAUAGAAAUAAAGCUAGAUGUUCCCAAAAAAUAGUCCUAGGAUGUCAAAGAUGAAGCAAGGCCAAAGGUGAAACGCUCAUCCUUCUCUAAACUAAUUUAAUCUACAUAAUUUUAUAUUUAAUUUUAGCUGA
Messenger RNA from Nematolebias whitei (Rio pearlfish), 3768 nucleotides. It is a transcript of the gene dusp7, whose product is annotated as dual specificity phosphatase 7. The record is from RefSeq and is a predicted model, not a curated record. Gene Ontology annotation, cellular component: cytoplasm; cytosol. The transcript has 3 exons. NCBI's taxonomy places the organism in Eukaryota, Metazoa, Chordata, Actinopteri, Cyprinodontiformes, Rivulidae. Bases 460 to 1611 code for a protein of 383 amino acids. Gene Ontology annotation, molecular function: protein tyrosine/threonine phosphatase activity; MAP kinase tyrosine/serine/threonine phosphatase activity. Gene Ontology annotation, biological process: negative regulation of MAPK cascade; protein dephosphorylation.